Molecule: messenger RNA, 300 nt
Organism: Mucor mucedo
Lineage: Eukaryota; Fungi; Mucoromycota; Mucoromycetes; Mucorales; Mucoraceae
Exons: 2
Source: RefSeq, a predicted model, not a curated record
UUGUACUUGAUUGAUGAAUUUAGAACAAGUCAGUACUGCCCAGCUUGUGAACGUAAAAGUCUUGAAAUGUUUCGGAUGGCCGAUAAUCUGCGCCCUCAUAGACGAAGAACGAAUCCUCGUGGAAUCAGACAUGGCCUCUUAAGAUGUACAAAUCAAAAUUGUAGAUCCAUGACUAAUAACACAAAUAGGAUUGUUUUUCGGCUAUGGAACCGUGAUAUAGCUGUAUACUUGAACAUGGUUGAUAUUGUUCGAUCACUUCGUGCUGUAAAUGGCAUUCCCCCAAGAUUUCGACGUGUAUAG